Messenger RNA from Leptosia nina, 4428 nucleotides. NCBI's taxonomy places the organism in Eukaryota, Metazoa, Arthropoda, Insecta, Lepidoptera, Pieridae. The record is from the annotation of a GenBank genome assembly.
AUGGCGGAUGGCGUGGGCGCGGGAGAGAGCGCGGCGCGCGGGGCGGCACUCGAGCGCGCUUACGUGCACGAGGUGUACGAGCAGGCGGGCGACGACGACGCGCCCAGCGCGCCCGCGCCCGCCGUCACGUCCUUCCUCCAGGACCUCGACCCGGGGAGCCUCGUGUGUGACGUUGGUUGUGGCAACGGUAAAUACCUGAGCGUAAAUCCUUCUGUCUUCGCGGUGGGCGGUGACAGGUGUUCGAGGCUAUCAUCGCAAGCGCAUCAAAGUAAUAAUGAGGUGGUCGUUUGCGACAACCUCAGUUUACCAUUCCGUGAUGAGUCAUUCGACGCGGUACUAUCGAUUGCUGUGGUCCAUCACUUCGCGACGGUGGAGCGGCGGGCGAUGGCUCUGCGAGAGCUUGCAAGGAUCACGAGGAUCGGUGGAAGACUCCUCCUCACUGUUUGGGCCAUGGAGCACGAGGGACGAAAUUUCCAUUCUCAGGACGUUCUUAUACCAUGGCACAGGCCAGUGACGUUGUGUCCUCCACCACCAGCACCAAGAUUUCUUUCUGUUGAACAUGACCAAAGCGCUGAACCAUGGAAAAGUCGCGAUGGCUCACCCGGUUCUUCAUCCCUAUCGUCACCAAACGAAACGUGCUAUUCGUUCGUAAGAAGAGCAUUACAGCGACUGGCCGGUCGACGAUCUUUCCUGCCAUCUUGGCACCUUGGUACACGCGUUAACGUAAGACCCGGACCGCGAGGUCAACCAGAACCCCCAGCAGCUGAUCUUCCAAUAGAAUUACGGAGAUUAGAUGAAGUUCUACCUCCUAGAUUAAUCGCACAACCCUCAGAAUCUUCUACUUUAAAAUCCAGGAGUCUCACAGAUAUAGCUGAUGUAGAACGACAUUCGAUGGUCCGAUCAAGAUCGAGUUUACCAAGUCUUGGUGGGGAUGAACACGAAACUCCAGUAAUACAACCACCACGAACCGAUACUCCGGAACAGCGUAAGAAACCAAAACUCGUUAAACAAAAGAAGUCUAUCAAUGAAGAUGAUGCUGAGGAGGACCUCGACAAACCGACUGACAUGAAGAGCUUAGUUGAAGAAAUGCCUAAUUUCAAAGUACACACGUACAAGAUGCAAUCAAAGAAGCCCGGAGUUUUCAAACAGACGUCUCUGAAUGAAGAACUUAUGUCCGUUGAACGAUUACGGGAAAAAGAGCGCUUGAGAAAGAAUAUACAGAAACAAGCAUCACUUAAUGAAGAAUAUUUAUUUAGGAGACCUGGAGCUUUUGAUUCAAUACGGGAUUCAAUUUUUUCGACUUCAGCCACUACUGCAAAAAAGUUUCAGUCCUUAAAAAAUGGUCUUACGAAUAAGUUCAAAACUUCUACAACGAAUAUAGAUAAGGUUACAGUGUUUGUAAGGAUGUUACAAGGUUGGAAGAAUCAUGGGCCAACCCCAGAAGUUCCAACCACACCUAGUGACAAUAAUUCCAACAAUGAGAAGAAUUGUCCCGAGAGAAGACAUUCAAGAGAAGAUGGUUCAGAUUCCUCUAAAGAUAGCAGUCUACAAAGUGACACAAGCGUGGACUCAGAGGAUAGUUUUGCGUCAGUUAUUUAUGUGCCUAAAGCGGAUGGAAGCGGUGAUCCUCUAUCGCCGACUCCUUUAUCACCAGGUCCAACGUCCCCUCGCUUAAAAGUAUCCUCAGUACCCACUUCACCUCGCAUGAAAAACUCACCAGGAUUACCUUCUCCAAGAAUAAAGCAAGCUUUUCCAUUAAUUAGGCCGCCUUCUUCUCCUAACGCAGUUCAAGCAGCUGCCAAUUUCAAUAAAAUACUCGUAGCUCAGUACAGUCUAAAGAACUAUUCUACCACUAACAAUAUGCCGCCUAUACCAUUGAAGCCGCAAUCAAAAAGUCAACCAAAUUCCCCACCAAAGCCUGAAGAAGAAGAGAAAAUUUUAAAGGCACCUAUCGAAGCUUUGCCGGUGAUGAAUAAAAUUAUGCCUAUUUCAGUGCCGGAAAUUUAUGAAGAGGUUGACCUAAUACCGCCUAUUAAAGAAGAGGACGAAAAUCCAUCUGAAGUAACACAAGAACUUAUUGCCGAAAUCAACAAGGACAUCGAGGAAAUUCAUAAACUCACUUUAGAAACGAAUGACUUAGAACCACGAAUUUUGCAAGACACUAAACCGUAUCCGAAAAUAACACUGCAAACUGUAGCCGAGUUGCCAGAAAUACCACAGUACAAACCUAAAGAAAUUAAUAAAUCUCCGGUAGCUGAUAUAUCAGAAUCACGACUAGCGGAUAAAAAGCGAAAAGAGAGGAUAAGGCAAAUAAAAGAUAUGCUGAAUAAAGGAAUACCAUCAAUAAGCAUUAGUAGAAGACCUCCAUUCCCAAUCGUUCGUACUACAGGGAAAUCUGAACCGAUUGCGAAGAGUCACCCAAAGCUAAUGUCAUUGGAGUUAUUUAAUCCAGCUGUCGAUGACAUGGAUAGCGAUUCGAGCGGAGUUUCAUCCCCAGAUUCUGUAGACAGCGUAAUUAGUGUCAUACCAGAGGAACUUCGAAAAACUGCUAUCGAAAAAGAUUUGUCAUCGUCAGAAUUACAAGUGAAGAAGGAUAAAGCUGUAGUUGACGAGAAGUCACCUUCCACCGCAAACAACCCACAAAAUCUUUUAGAAGCCGUUGUCGAGGUCGCACAAUCUUUAGACGAAACAUGUGAAACUGUUAUUCAAUCAAGUCCCAGGUCAAAACGAAAACAUCUAACGAAAAUAGAGAGCUCUGAAGCAAUGGCUAUAGUACAGGGUGCUUCGAGCAGUAGUAGUAGUAGUAAUUGGAGUUUAAAUAAGCUCUCUCCUGGCGAUCUCAGAAUAUUAGAAGAUAAAUCAAGAUCAACGUCGCACACCAGUUCUAGCGGAAGUUCUUCCAGUUUAGAACGGCUUUCACCUGGUAGGCGGUCCAAGGAUCGAUCCCCUAAGCUAGGAAGUACAAACAACUCGACGUGGAGCUUAAACAGGCUUUCGCCAAACCGACCGGAAGGGCGAUCACUAGAUGAAAACUAUACCAAGAGCCAUCGUAGUCCCACGCGGUUGCCGUAUGAUUCAAUUUCGAUGUCAAGCACAGACUCUGAGAAAUCGAUUUCGAAAUCUGAAAGCUUUAACAGAAUACAAGCGAACGAACCAUUAGUAACGUGCAAAUCAGAUAUGAUCGCUAAAGACGAAGAUUGGGUAGAUCAGGAUCGUAACCAACAUUUAACGGAGUUUGCAGAGAAAUUAAGUGAGAAACUAUUACAAGAAAUUGAUCAAUAUUCCAAACGCAUAAAUGAAGAAGAUUUUGAUCUCCCAAGCAGUAGCAGUAGUGAGAAAAGUAUUUCACUCAGGUUGAAACGUGAAGAGGAGGACAGAAAUACUCAAAAAAUAUUAGACGAGCUUUCUGACAGCUUACAACAUCUAGAAGAUCCUUUCCUAACUAAAGGUGGCAACGAUACCCCGUGCAUUGGUAAAGUCGGUGAAAAAACAAAAUAUGUCACUUGUCUACAAGACACACAAGAAAUGGAUAUAAAUAAAUUAUUUCCUAAAUGUAGCACCAAGAGCAAGAGCAAGAAAAAAUCAAAAGACGUCGACCCGAUUAUUAACAAAUACAGGGAGCUCAAAAAAACUAUGAAAGUUACGAGCGAAGAAGACAUAUUCUUAAAUAAUUGUGCCAACAUACAAUAUAAUGUAAAGCCACUGACGGAUGAGAAAUUACCUGAAAUGACAGAUUUUAAAAAUCCAGACGACGAUAGUGCAAUAUCAUCCAGCAAUGGUAAUCCAGAGAUAACGAUUGACUCUGGGGCGUACGACACCAGUCAAUCGUUAGAAACUGGUUAUUCAUUAGAAUCUGAAAUAAGCGUAGACUCACUAUGUACGAGCACAGACAAAAGGUCGUCUUUAAAAGUGGGACAAUCCACAGAUUCUAGUGACUUAGAUAAAAUGGAAAUAAGUCCCGAAUCGAUGACCUCUCGUUCUAGCACAAGCACAGCGCCACUGAAAUCUGGUUUCUCUAUCGAAUCCAGCGAUACUUCAGCAGGUAGCGAUUGGAGCCGUAGGGAUAAAACAGGAAGUACUGCUUCGCUCGGAUGUGCCAGUUUGGCUUCGCUGCCAUCUUGUAGCGAAUGCUCCAAGGAGAGGAAGUUUCUGGAGACGCGAUCUUCGUCUGAAGACACCGCAACGAUGCCUGCGAUUCCAACUCGAUUACCACACGCCCCGCUUCUGCCCUCGUUAAGCGAUGGCUCAGACAGUCUUCCAUCAGAAGGCGGAGCGGUCACGUACCAUAGAUAUUACCACGUAUUCAAAAAGGGCGAGCUGGAUCAGUUAAUCGAGAAGUACGUGGAGAGCCUUCACGUAGUAUCUUCGUAUUACGACCAGGCGAGCUGGUGUGUCAUCGCUGAAAAAGUUCAAGUGUGGACUAUUUAA